This is a messenger RNA of Micromonas pusilla CCMP1545, 348 nucleotides long. RefSeq lists its product as uncharacterized. The transcript has a single exon. Gene Ontology annotation, cellular component: plasma membrane; endosome; clathrin vesicle coat. The record is from RefSeq and is a predicted model, not a curated record. Lineage: Eukaryota; Viridiplantae; Chlorophyta; Mamiellophyceae; Mamiellales; Mamiellaceae. The annotation marks the transcript as partial. Gene Ontology annotation, molecular function: clathrin binding; phospholipid binding. Gene Ontology annotation, biological process: endocytosis.
AACGACGUCGAGAUCGCGGUGAUGGACGCGACCGAUAACGAAAAGUGGGGCCCGCACGGCGCGGACCUCAAGAAGAUCGCGAAUCUCACGCGCGAUCGCGAGAACUUGCACUACGUCAUGAAGACGCUUCGCAGGCGCUUAGAGCACCGCGACGAGGAGUGGCGCCACGUCUACAAGGCGUUGACGGUGAUGGAGUACCUCGUCGCGCACGGCGCGGAGGACUGCGUGCGCGAGCUGCGAAGGGACGCGCGCGAUCUCGAGCGACUGUCGGGCUUCAAGUAUAAAGAGCCGAACGGACGCGACCAGGGGAUCAACGUCCGGCAGAAGUCGCAGACGAUCGUCACGGUG